CUAGUGUUGGGCUUUUAUUACCGAGGGCGAAGAAGAACUUAAAUAAAAAAGAAACUCUGGGAAAGAAACUAUAUGUGAAGAAUAGGAAAGGAAGUACAGCCAGAAAAGCAAUAUAGUAAAUAUUUGCAAAGCAUCUCUGUAAACCACUGAUUCUGGGUAACAUCUCUGCAUGGUCUGAAUCCAUAGGAUGCCAUCUGCUGCCCGUGUUCUGGGAGCCUCCUUCCUGAUUGACUCAUUGAUAAGAAGGACUCCUGGGCACCAGCACAAUACUUUUCAAGACCUGAAGAGUUUAACAAGGAGCAGUCAAUCAGAUGAAGUGGUCGAAGUCCCUCAAAGUACUCCAACUCCAGAGUUAACGGCCAGGACAGCUGAAAAUAGCCAACCAGGUAAAAAGUUGUGGAUCCAAGAAGACAAUCCAUCAAAGGUAAAGGCUGAAUGUACCAAUGCUAGCCAAUUUAAGAAUGAACUAGAUAUCCCUAAAAGACAAAAGUCAGAUGGAAGAGAGUGGGCUCCUGGGAACAUUCAUUCAGAAGAGAAACCGGAAUUAUUUGACACUAAUCAUUUGAAGGAUAACACCGGAACCAGCAAAUCCAACAAUUCUGAAAUUCUCUCUAUGAAGGUCCCUGAAAAACCCAACCAUUCAUAUAUUGCACUGAUCUCAAGAGCCAUUUUAUCGUCCCCUGAAAAGAGACUGCAAUUAAGUGACAUCUACCAGUGGAUCAUGGAAUCCUACCCAUAUUACCACAACCAGGUACAUAAUUACACUACUGCCAAUAACAGAUCAUAACCAUAGCUUCAUAUUAUUACUAUCACAGACACCUAUUAUAUUUUCACCACUAAAUGGCUUUACACAAUUAUGUUGAUAACCGUUCGAAACAGACAAUCACUGCACUUUAGAGAGCACUUAACAAAAAGUUGAUUAACAGCACUUAAAAAGUACAUUGCACAUCAAAAAAAUAAACCAGGAAUGGUAUGCAAUAUGAUCAAGAUGUUCCUUCUCUGUAAAAAGGGUUAAUAUUCAAUAGAUGGUUAUUGAAAGAAGAUAUUUAGGGCUGUACAGGGAAGUUUAACAGCCACUUUGAAAUCCGGGAUUGUGUGGAAAAGUCUUUUAUCAAACUGUAUGCAACAAUAAAAAAUAGUGGUUGUAUUUAAAUGGGUUCUGCUUGUACACUGGACCUUAAACACCAUAACUACUACAGCUCACUGUAACAAUUAGAUUCUGUUGGUAUCGUCCCUCCAUUCUUUCAGUUGUAGAAUUUAGAACAACGUGGAUAAAGAUUGCAUGGAGAAGAAAUAUAUUUAUUCACAUAUUUUUCUUCAACGGAUUGCCAUAUCAUUUCUAUAUUUUAAUUAGUACUCGUUGGUAUAAUAUUUCAAUGUUAAUAAUUAAAUGGGUAACAUGUUCCCCACAAUACCGAGAAAGUAUUCUAAAGAAAACAUAUUUUUCAUACUUUAAUGGUUGCAUAUACCUCGUUGUUUGAUUCAUCUACCAGUCAGACUAUUUAUUCUGUACUUUUAUUUGCUUAUUAUCUAUUAUAAAUAUUGCAUUUUAGUCUGCCUAUUCUAUGCUCUUUUAAUUUAUGUGGUUUGUAGUGGUGCUGCCUUCCUUUCUUUUUUCUGUACCAUUUCUGUUGUAAGGCCUGUGAGGGAGCCCUACUUUUUAGGUGUGCUGCCACUUUUUACUUAUUUAUUAUUGUUUCUGUUAUAUCUUGUAUAGAUAGAGAGCGCUGAUCCCUUUCUUCCGUUCUAUGCUCUUUUGCCUUCUAUAUAUUGUGUUGUUGUGGGGUGUCCUUACGUAUGCUGGAUAAUUCACUACAACUGCACAAAAUUACUUCUAUUAUUAGGAAAAGAGCUGGAGAAACAGCGUGCGCCACAAUUUGUCUCUCAAUGAGUGUUUCAUCAAAGCUGGCCGCAGUGAUAACGGGAAAGGACAUUACUGGGCUGUUCACCCUGCUAACUUGGAGGCUUUCUCAAGGGGAGACUAUCAGAGACGCAGGGCAAGAAGACGUGUACGAAGGUAAAUACAUUUAUGAAGCUCACUAGUAUUAAAAGGGCAAUCUAAGCACCAUAACCACAACAGCUCACUGCAUCUACAUUCCAUCACCCUUUUCAACCUCACUGAUAAUGCAGAAGGUGCACUUAUGCAUUAUCAGAGGAGACUUUAUCUGCCCUGCACAGCAAUAAUAAGCUGAGACCACUGGCUGUGGGACAGACCAGCACUAUCAUUGCCAUCCAGGUUAGAUAGAAUUUCCCUCCCUUGUUAUUAAAGCAGAAAUGAAAUUUCCGCGUUAUCCGUUUUACCGAAAUGUAAUGAGAUGUAGGUGCUGGGGAGAGAACUUGGUCAAACUGCUCCAAAAAAGUUUGACAAAAACUAUAGUGGGGCUCUUGAUUAUAACGCUUAGAACACUCUUGUAACUCUCAGUAUUACCAUUCAAGAAAAGGUUACACGGAUUGAGUACUUAUAGAUAGAUAGAUAUUGGCAUUUUAGUAACGUAAAGGGAAAACCAAUUUUUAGUUUGAAGGAGCAAAUUUAUUUCCUUUUUCUUUCACUGCAUACAUUGUAGUUAUUAGUGCAAUCGCCUUAUAAACGAACUGCAUAUUCCUGCAUUGAUAUAUUUAUGUCCUUUAAUUGCUUUUUGUGCAUGUGGACUGUAUUUGCUUACCCAGCUCCCACCAUGUCUUGUACUUUAUCACAAAUGUUCUCAUUUCAUAUUUUUGAUUCGUUUUUAUUAUCCUUUUGAAUAUCAACUCUCUCCCUACUCUGCUUGUCGACACAGGGUUUCUUCAAUUCUUGGACAUCAACCUCACUUUCCGUCUUGUACCUUGUGCUGUUUUCAUCAACAACUUUGCAUCUGCUGCCCACCGCUGAAUCCCCACUCCAGUCUACCCCAAAUAUACCCUCUUACAGAACAACCUUCCCAGCAAACACGUUGGCCUUUCCCCAUGCCAGUGCUCUGGCCUUUUCACCAGAUGCCUCCUUAUGUUUAACGCAGAAAUGAAUCACC
Messenger RNA from Pelobates cultripes (western spadefoot toad), 3005 nucleotides. NCBI's taxonomy places the organism in Eukaryota, Metazoa, Chordata, Amphibia, Anura, Pelobatidae. The record is from the annotation of a GenBank genome assembly.